Jaculus jaculus (lesser Egyptian jerboa) is the source of this 2372-nucleotide messenger RNA. RefSeq names its product solute carrier family 46 member 3 (gene Slc46a3). Gene Ontology annotation, biological process: vacuolar transmembrane transport. The coding region runs from base 354 to 1748 and encodes 464 amino acids. Gene Ontology annotation, cellular component: lysosomal membrane. The transcript is spliced from 6 exons. Lineage: Eukaryota; Metazoa; Chordata; Mammalia; Rodentia; Dipodidae. Gene Ontology annotation, molecular function: transmembrane transporter activity. The record is from RefSeq and is a predicted model, not a curated record.
CCCCGGCGCGAGAGGAGCAGCCGAGUGCGCGGACCCGGGGUUGGUGGAGUGCCACGCAGUGCGCUCGCAGGAGACGCUCGGGGCUCCGGAAGGGAGCUGGCCGCGGGGUUUAGGCUUGAUUUCCCGCUGGAAGUGCACUCCCCCCACCCCGACCCCGCGACCUCCCGCCUCCACCUCGGCUUGCCCCCGCUAGGAGCCACCGGGACGCCUAACCCGCUCGCCCCGCCGCUGCUGGGCAUCCGAGGAGGCAGCUCUUCCCCUGCCAAAAAAAAAAAAAAAAAAGGUCGGACCUGCGUCCAGCCUGGCAGGAACACUGUGAUCGUGGGUAGAAUUCGCCUCCCCGCCCGGGCAGUAUGAAGGUGGCGUGCAUUGAGCCGGCCAUCCUCCUGAACGCGUUCGCGAUGGCCCUGACCCUUCCGCUGACCGCGCAGUACGUGUACCGGCGGAUCUGGGAAGAGUCCGGCAACUACACCUUUGCAUCUGACAGCAAUGUUUCUCGGUGUGAGCAAAACAAAAGCAGCCCAAUCGAUGCUUUCCGAGAGGAAGUUCAGAAAAAAAUGUCCCUUUUUGGCCUGCAGAUGGACAUGAGUGGGUUAAUCCCCGGCCUGGUGUCGACGUUCAUGCUGCUAUCCAGCAGUGACAACCGCGGACGAAAAUUCCCGAUGGUUUUAUCUUCCGUUGGGUCUCUCGCCACCAACGUUUGGCUCUGUUUGCUUUCCUACUUUGCCUUGCCAAUCCAGCUUUUGAUUGCAUCUGCCUUCAUUGGUGCUCUUUUGGGCAAUUACACCACAUUUUGGGGAGCUUGCUUUGCCUAUAUCGUGGAUCAGUGCAAAGACAAUAAGCAAAGGACCAUCCGAAUAGCUAUCCUCGACUUCCUGCUCGGAGUGGUGACUGGGCUGACGGGCCUGUCGUCCGGCUAUUUUAUCAGAGAACUAGGUUUUGUGUGGUCAUUUUUCAUUAUCGUUGUGGUGAUUGCUGUUAACUUGACGUAUAUCUUAUUUUUCCUCAGUGAUCCCAUAAGAACGUCUUCAUCUCCGAUUGUUACCAUGACAUGCAGAGAAAGCCUUAAAGACCUUUUUUACCGAGCUUACAUGCUUUUUAGAAAUGGUUCUGGUAAGCGGCGGUCUCUGCUCUGCUUGCUGAUUUUCACACUGGUCAUUUAUUUUUUCGUGAUAAUUGGCAUCUCCCCCAUUUUUCUGCUGUAUGAGUUGGGCUCGCCCCUCUGCUGGGAUGAAGUUUACGUAGGUUAUGGGUCAGCUCUGGGUAGUGCCUCUUUUGUGAGUAGUUUCCUGGGCAUCUGGCUUUUUUCGUAUUGCCUGGAAGAUAUCUACAUCGCCUUCAUUGGGAUUUUUACCACCAUGGCAGGAAUGGCUGCGACGGCUUUUGCCAAAACCACACUGAUGAUGCUUUUAGUCAGAGUGCCGUUCUUUUUCACUUUCAUGCCACUGUCAAUUCUGCGGUCCAUGUUGUCCAAAGUGGUUCAUUCGACUGAACAAGGUGCACUGCUGGCUUGCAUUGCUGUCUUAGAAACACUUAGUGGAGCCAUUGCAACCUGUACUUACAAUGGGAUUUAUUCAGUCACUGUUGCCUGGUGCCCUGGCUUCACUUUUCUGCUGUCUGCUGGUCUCCUAGUUAUUCCAGCCAUCAGUCUGUGUGGUGUCAAGCGUAUCGGCUGGAAAGAGGGGAGCUACGCGCUGCUGAUACAGGAAGAGCCUGGUGACCACACCUCGGACGUAGCUGGACACUAGAGCAAGUCACACAUUGUGACGUCAGCAGCGUUUCAGGGACAACCCGUGUGUCCACGUGCUUCCUUCUGGGCUGAGCGGAUGGACGAGCAGCGCCUGGGCCCGCCGCUUCAUGCUGCACCUUUUGAACGCCCUGCCCAGCAAAUGCCGACGCCCUUCUCACUUGUCCACGGACUGAAGAGAUGGAAAACGAAGAGCUCCCGCACUUCGCAUAGGCCCGAGGCAGUACUCCCACCGACACGCCCUGCUCUCACCUGGAAACCAAAAGCUUUUACCUCAGUUGCACAAUGAGUUUCUGACCUCUCAGGGCCUUUGAAAGCGUAAUGAAAAAUGUUAAUGAAUGACUCACUAAAAUGAAAAUAGUAUAUUUUUGAAUAGUCAUAAUUUUAUCUAAAGCAGAGUAAUGCUUUGUUUUAUUGUGCCCAUCAUGGCACUGGCACUAUUGAUUGUCAAAACAAUCAGCAGACAUGGGAUCCCCACAAAUGAAGCACUUUAAAGAAUGUAACUUUUUUCUUUUUUCUUUUCUUGGUUUUUCGAGGUAGGGUCUCACUCUAGUCCAGGCUGACCUGGAACUCACUAUGUAGUCUCAGGGUGGUCUUGAAUUCACGGCUAUCCUCCUACCUCUGC